Chroicocephalus ridibundus (black-headed gull) is the source of this 3219-nucleotide messenger RNA. It is a transcript of the gene IL17RA, whose product is annotated as interleukin 17 receptor A. Gene Ontology annotation, molecular function: interleukin-17 receptor activity. The coding region runs from base 116 to 2698 and encodes 860 amino acids. The transcript is spliced from 13 exons. Lineage: Eukaryota; Metazoa; Chordata; Aves; Charadriiformes; Laridae. The record is from RefSeq and is a predicted model, not a curated record.
GCGGCCCCGCCCCCCGCAGGCCCCGCCCCCGCGGCGGCCCCUCCUCAGGUGAGGGCCGGCUCCGCCCCGCGCCCAGGUCGAAGCCCGGAAGCCCCGAGGCCCUAGUGACGGGGCUAUGGCGGGCGCGGGGCCGCGGCGGCUGCCCCUUCCACUCCUCUUCCUCGUCGUCUUCCCCCGUAUCCCGCCUGCCGGCGCGGCCCUGCGGCUGCUGCUGAGCGCCGCGCCGCCCUUCACCUGCUCCCAGCCGGAUUUAAACUGCCUUGUAAGAAAUAGUACCUCCAUGGAGGCGAGCUGGCUGCACGUUCCCAUGUGGACUCCUUCUGCUCCAAGCAGUCUUAACGUCUCUUCUGACAUUUUUCGUCAGAUGGAUGGAAAACUGCUCCCCGUGCUUCGGAUAGAAUGGAAAGCGGCUGCUGAUGCUAGCAUCCAGUAUCUCCGAGGGGCAGAACUGGCUGUGAUGCAAGUGAACAGCAAUCAACAGAUCCGUGCCCAGUUUGACUUUCAGAACAACUUGCCACUUCAGGUCCGUCCAGAUGGAGGCUGGUGGAAUUUCACUUUUGACCGUUUUGAAGUGGAACCUGGCCAGACUUACCAAGUGACUGUCUACCACCUGCCUAAACUGGGCGUACGUGGAGACCACAAUAGCAAGUCCACAUCUCUCACAAUGCCUGACUGCAGGGAGACUCUGAUGAAAAGAACCAUCCCGUGUAUAAAGACAGGCAGCUUGUGGGACCCCAGGAUCCAAGGUAAAAGUCUAGAUGAUACAACUCUGCUUGUGAGCUUUAACCCAUGGAUGGAGGCAGCCCGAUAUCAGAUUCAUGUGUCCAGUUUCCUGAAUGAGAAGAAGUGUAAAAUGAUCACACAUGAUUUCACUGAGAGUGGACUACAACAGCAAGUGAAUGUCACGAUCAAAAUAGAGAAGAACAUAAGAGCUUGCUGCAACUACAAAAUACAGAUUCAGCCAUUCUUUGAGAACUGUGACACAGACUGUGUGAGAUACUCUGCUUUCAUCCCAUGUUCACCAGCUCCAACUACAGACCCAUCAGGUGAUAUGAUUAUAUGGCUCUACUGGUGUAUCACGGGGAUCUGUGUGUUACUGGUGGGAUCAGUCAUAGCAGGUGUGAUUUGUAUGACCAAAAAACGAGCAGGACACAGGCGAGGGAAAUGCAACCACAAUGAUUUGCAGACUGGAGCAUCAUAUACUGACCUUCCUCUGCCACCCUUGAAGCCCCGAAAGGUUUGGAUUGUGUACUCUGCUGAUCACCUGCUGUACGUGGAUGUGGUGCUGAAGUUUGCUGAGUUUCUGAUGACGGUGUGUGGCACUGCUGUGGCCUUAGAUCUGCUAGAAGAUCAUCAGAUCUCAGAGUUAGGGCCAUUACCCUGGCUUACUCGACAGAAGAAAGAAAUGGAAGACCUAUCUUCAAAGAUCAUCAUCUUAUGUUCACGGGGCACCCAGGCCAAAUGGCAGGCCAUGCUUGGGAGUGAGCCUGUGUGUCUCAAGCAAGAUCAGCAAAAGCCAACGGGAGACCUGUUCACGCCAGCCUUGAAUUUGAUCCUGCCAGAUUUCAAGAAGCCAGCCUGUUUUGGAAUGUAUAUAGUCUGCUAUUUUGAGGGAAUAAGUAGUGAGAAAGAUAUACCUGAUCUAUUCAAUGUCACAUCCAGGUACCAACUGAUGGACAAGUUUGAGGAUAUUUAUUUUCGGAUUCAGGACUUGGAGAAGUUUGAACCUGGGCGCAUCCAUCGAAUCCGGGAAAUCACAGCUGAAAACUAUAUUGAUACCCCUAGUGGGAGGAAGUUGAAAGAGGCAGUACAAAAGUUCAAGAACUGGCAGAUGGAGCACCCAGACUGGUUUGAGAGUGAAACCAUCUGCUUGGAUAAUGAUGAAGAGUUGCAGUCCCUAAAUAGAGAGACCCAGGUGGAUUCAUUGCUAAGUGAACCAGGUGGAAUUGUGAAACAUCAGCUGCACCUACAGGAGCCUGACCCUGACUGCUGUUAUGUCAUCAACCUCCACAUGCGUGAAGGUGAAAGCGGAGGCUGUAAACUGCAGCCUCAACUUAAUCCAUGUGGGGAUCCAACUUCUCAGACUGUGGUCCUUCCUAUGGAUGAGGCUCCUCUAGUUCAAGUAGUGGAGCCAGUCUCUUCCAUGGAAGAUAGAAACAUACUUGGUCAUCAUGUGCUGAGUAAUGAGGACUGUAUGGAAGGAGUUCCUCUUCUGGAGACAAGCUUUCCAUUGAGGAAUAAUGUCAUCCUCCAUGAUGACUCUGAAGUUUCAGCAAUAGAUGACCAGAGUCCUGCAAAUCUCUCAGGUGAAUUGAGACACCAUCUGAAUGGACUCAUGUACUCGUUUUAUCAGCAGAGUGUCAUUCCUUCAGAGCCAUCUCUCUGCCAAGAGGAGGCCGAUAAGCAACACCAGUUGGUCUUUGAUGACCAAUGCAAAGACCAAAGACAGUCAGUGCAGUCAGACCAGGGCUACAUCUCUAGAUGUUCUCCUCUGCCUCCUGAUGACCUUGUGGAGGAGGAGGAAGAAGAGGAGGAGGAUCAGGAAAAACAGGUGGUCUUUGAUGAACUCUCUCCAGAGGUCUUGAACAGCCUAAAGAGCCUCCAGCAGCAGCUGUUUUUCCAGGACAUUCAACGGAGCUCUGAUUGGGGGUAUCCAGCUGAGGUGAUGGACAUUGGCCAGUCUUUGGAGGACAGUUAGGCUCUAUCUGGGACCUGCUCCAUUUGAAAUACAUGGAUGGAAGGUGGUAUCAUGCGCAAUGCUGAAACUGCAUUUCCAACCCCAUCCUUGUCCUUGUAUUAUCAAUGACUUUACUGGUGGGAUCUUCCUGUCUACUCCUAGGAGGCAGGAUUGUCCAGCAGACUGGUAACAUUUGCUUCCAAUCUCUGUGGAGAGAAGCAACGAAUGUUAGCCACCCCUGUGAAAGAACAGACGAUAGUUCUGUUCUGUGGGGAAAUGUAUUACAUUGAGUCCUCACUGAUGGAUGGCAGAAAAAUUAUUGUGGCUCAUCUACUUGUGCCUUCAAAGUGCCCUCCAGCUGUACUCCUUCUAUUGCACUGGAUAAAAGCCAUGGACAGGGUUUGGAAAAUAGAUUUAGAUAAUGUGGCAAAAAUUUGUAUUGCUAUUUUAAUACACAUUUUCAAUAUUUUGCUGUAAAUAAAUACUGUGUUAAAGAUGUGUGCCUUAAACUUCAGCUAGUUUAGGGCUGUCUCUACCUGAUA